This is a messenger RNA of Boleophthalmus pectinirostris (great blue-spotted mudskipper), 3727 nucleotides long. It is a transcript of the gene duox, whose product is annotated as dual oxidase. The transcript has 27 exons. The record is from RefSeq and is a predicted model, not a curated record. Gene Ontology annotation, molecular function: superoxide-generating NAD(P)H oxidase activity; calcium ion binding; peroxidase activity. NCBI's taxonomy places the organism in Eukaryota, Metazoa, Chordata, Actinopteri, Gobiiformes, Gobiidae. Gene Ontology annotation, cellular component: NADPH oxidase complex; plasma membrane. The coding region runs from base 1 to 3723 and encodes 1240 amino acids. Gene Ontology annotation, biological process: defense response; superoxide anion generation; response to oxidative stress.
AUGGACUGUCCAAUGAUGAUUUUAUUGGGAUCUCACCUCGUGCGCCUCCUGCCUGCGCGCUUCUGGGACGGGGUGUAUCAGCCAAUCCAAGAGCCGCAGCUGCCCAAUCCACGGGCCCUCAGCCGACUGCUCAGCCAGGGGCCAUCGGGGCUACCCUCCACACGAAAUCAAACCGUGCUUUCCUUGUUUUUUGGUAAUUACCGCCAUUUUAGAAUUCUUGGUGAAGGUGCCCAGUUUGUGGCACCUAACCCACUCACAUUGACCAGCAUGAAGACAUGCCAAAAGGGAAGGGUUGAUGAGCUAAUUAUGGGCAUGGCUUCACAGAUUUCAGAGAGAGAAGACAAUAUUAUAGUUGAAGAUCUCAUUGAGCAGACCAGCCGGUACUUUAAGGGGCUAAGGAACUCUACUUUUGAUUGUUGGCCUAUCUUGGAUUUGCCCACUUACACAGAGGUCAGAAAGGCUUUUGAUCUGCCACAUUUAAAAACCAUUGAAGAUAUAAAUCCAGAGCUCAACCGCACCAACCCACAGUUACUAAAAGACAUUGCUGAGCUUUAUAAUGAAGAUAUUUCAAAACUCGAGCUUUUUGUUGGAGGGUUGCUGGAGUCUGUAAACGGUCCUGGUCCAGUUUUCUCUGCCAUAAUUCUCGACCAGUUUGAACGAAUCCGAAAUGGAGACCGCUUCUGGUUUGAAAAUAAACAAAAUGGUUUGUUUACAGAUGAAGAGAUUCAGAUCAUCCGCAACACAACAUUUCAUGAUGUCAUUAUUGCAGUCACAAGCGCUGGCUCCACAGAUAUACAAGAAAAUGUGUUUUUCUGGACAAAUGGUGACCCUUGUCCUCAGCCUACACAGCUAACUGAUUCAGCACUCCAGCCCUGCACUAAUGCUACCAAACUUAAUUACUUUGAUGGAGGCAAAGCAGGGUUUAUAAUAUUUAUCAUUGUGCUUAUUCUCUUUCCUUUUGUUAGUUUGCUUGUUGCGUGGUUGGUGGCAAUAAUGAAGAAAAACAAAUAUAAUAAGCUUCAGAGAGGAAGAACUUCUGUUAAUAGGACAGAUGAGCCCACAGUUGGAAUCCCAGCUUUUGAGUGGCAAGGCAAUAAGAAACAUCUCCAUCCCGUCAGUGUGGAGUUUGACGAAAAGAGUCGAGUUCAUGUUUUUGACAAGGCCGGAGCCACUCUCCGGACACUGUAUGUGGGAAACCAGGACUGUCCAGAUAUCAUUUUAUCCAGUGACUGUCAGCGGAAAGCCCUGCUUCUCAAAGUGCCCAAGGAGUAUGAUCUGGUGCUAUUUUUUGAUGAUGAGAAUAUGCGCUCCUCAUUUGUCAACAAUCUAUGCCCAGAAUCUCUUGAGGGCGCAGACAUUGGGCAGAAGGUGAUGAUGAGAGAAAUGAGAGAGAGAGACCUGCUAAAAGAAGCUUUGACCAAAGAGCAACGGGAGCGAAUAGUGGAAACAUUCAUAAGACAGGCUUUCUCCAAGGUUUUGGAGAUAGACCGGAGUGAGGCUGGAGACAUGAGUGGUGUGUCUCAUCAAAAGGCCAAAGAGGUGCUGCAGUGUGAGCUCACCGCCUCAGAGUUUGCAGAAGCCCUCGGCCUCAAACCAGACUCCCUGUUUGUGGAGUCCAUGUUCACAUUAGCCGAUAAAGAUGGGAAUGGUUACCUCUCUUUUCAGGAGUUUCUUGAUGUCAUUGUUAUUUUUAUGAAAGGUUCCUCCGAGGAAAAAUCCAAGCUAAUGUUUGCCAUGAAUGACAUUGAUAGAAAUGGUUACUUAUCAAAGGACGAGUUUGUCAGGAUGCUAAGAUCCUUUUUUGAAAUCUCUAAUGGGGCUUUGUCUAAGACCCAGGCUGAUGAUGGCAUUAAAGCUCUGAUGCAGGCAGGAGGAUUUGAAAACAAGGAGAAAAUCACAUGGCAGGACUUCCACUUCCUUCUACAAGACCAUGAGAAGGAGCUGCAGUUUGCCCAGAUUAAUGUUAAAGGGAUGGAGAAACAAGGCAGAAAACGCUUCAGCCGAGACCAAAGAGUGUCCUUCAUUUGCCCUGCCGAUAGCAGUCCAAAGUCAGAGGGAUCAGAAUUACGAAGGAGAAAACUGCUUCAUGUUAAAACUCCAAACGUUUAUGUGAAACCAAAGCGUGAGCAGUACAUAAAGAACCCGGCCCAACAGAAGGUGCAGCAGUUCAAACGCUUCAUUGAAAACUACAGACGCCAUAUUGUCUGCUUCCUGUUUGUGUACGGCAUUACAGCUGGGGUGACUAUAGAGAGAUGUUACUACUAUGGGAUCCGUGCUGAAGCUACAGGAAUGCCUGAAGUGUCUGCAGUAGGGGUCAUUGUGGCUCGUGGUUCGGCAGCUGCUAUCUCCUUCCUGUUUCCAUACAUGCUUCUCACCGUGUGCCGAAACCUCAUCACCAUGUGCAGAGAAACCUUCCUCAACCGCUACAUCCCAUUCGACGCCGCUAUUGAUUUUCACCGAUUUAUGGCAAUGACUGCUAUUGUCCUGUCAGUUGUCCACACUCUGGGACAUAUUAUCAAUAUCUACGUGUUCUCCGUCAGUAAUCUCAGCAUCCUGUCCUGUCUUUUCCCAAGAGUCUUCAACAACAAUGGGUCAGAACUUCCUCCCAAAUGGUCAUGGUGGUUUUUUGAAACAGUUCCAGGAAUAACUGGUAUUCUACUCCUCAUUGUAUUUUCAAUCAUGUAUGUCUUUGCCUCACACUACUUUCGACGCAUCAGUUUUCGUGGAUUUUGGAUUACGCAUUAUCUUUAUGUUAUUGUGUACAUUCUGACAGUGGUUCAUGGCAGUUUUGCUUUGCUCCAAGAGCCACGAUUCCACAUCUUCCUGAUCCCCCCUGCGCUGCUGUUUUUGCUGGACAAACUCAUCAGUCUGAACAGGAAGAAAGUGGAGAUUCCAGUAAUUAGAGCUGAGCUACUGCCCUCAGGUGUGACACAUCUAGAGUUCAAAAAGCCACAGGGCUUUGUGUACCGCUCGGGCCAGUGGGUCCGUGUGGCCUGCCUGAUGCUGGGCACAGAUGAGUACCACCCCUUCACUCUGACGUCAGCCCCCCACGAGGAAACCCUGAGCCUGCACAUCCGCGCUGUAGGGCCAUGGACCAGUCGCCUUCGGGAGAUCUACACCGAGGAGAGCCUGCUGGAAUUUGGAGCCUAUCCAAAGCUUUACCUGGAUGGACCGUUUGGUGAAGGCCAUCAGGAGUGGGUGGACUUUGAGGUGUCUGUUCUGGUCGGAGGAGGAAUUGGAGUCACACCAUUUGCUUCAAUCCUCAAAGACCUUGUUUUCAAGUCCUCCAUCAAGUCCAAGUUUCUGUGUAAAAAGGUGUACUUUAUCUGGGUGACCCGUACUCAGCGUCAGUUUGAGUGGGUGUCGGACAUCAUAAGAGAGGUGGAGGAGCUGGACACUCAGGAGCUGGUCUCCGUGCACACGUACAUCACUCAAGUGGCAGAGAAGUUUGACCUUCGCACAACCAUGCUGUAUGUGUGUGAGCGGCACUUUCAGAAGGUGUGGAACCGCAGCCUGUUCACGGGCCUGCGCUCCGUCACCCACUUUGGACGACCUCCUUUUGUGUCCUUCUUCAGCUCCCUGCAGGAAGUUCACCCUGAGGUGGCAAAGAUCGGCGUGUUCAGCUGUGGACCUCCAGGACUGACCAAAAACGUGGAAAAAGCCUGUCAGCAAAUGAAUAAAAGAGACCAAGCCCACUUUGUACAUCACUAUGAGAACUUUUAAUUCA